Molecule: messenger RNA, 1389 nt
Organism: Aspergillus sclerotioniger CBS 115572
Lineage: Eukaryota; Fungi; Ascomycota; Eurotiomycetes; Eurotiales; Aspergillaceae
Product: urease accessory protein UreD
Exons: 1
Coding region: 130-1209 (359 amino acids)
Molecular function (GO): nickel cation binding
Source: RefSeq, a predicted model, not a curated record
UUGUCCUCCUCUUUUCCUUCUUCUUCUUCCAUCCAUAUCACUAGUUCGCCUUCACAAUUCUUCCUCUCCUCCCUCCUCUCCUUCUUCCUCUUCCUCUUGCACACUCCUCUAAACAACAAUCAAUCAAUCAUGCCGAUAAAAUCGCCUUUCGAGUCAUCCAUCGCAAAGCCAGGGCAAGGCAAGGUCGUCCUCUCCCUCCUGCCCCCAUCAAUUCCAACCCUCACGACCCUCACCUACAAAUAUCCUUUGAAACUCCUCACUCGCGUCCCCGGAUUUGUUCCGCAAACCUCGGCCUCAUCAACUAGUCCCUCCCAACCCGUCCACCUCUACCUCCUCACCUACGGCGGCGGUCUAUUACCAGGCGAUCAUAUCUCCGUCUCCAUAACCCUCGAACCUCGGACCCGCAUGGUCGUGACAACGCCACAAGGAAGCACGAAGAUUUUCAAGACAGAGCCCAACGCCAGCGUCAAAGGCCACCGCGGCACCCCAAAACAUAUCCUCUCCGAUAAAAGUCGCCAGACAUUAGACGUGCACAUUGGCGAAGAUGCCGCCCUCUGCUACCUUCCGGACCCAGCCGUGCCCUACAAAGACAGCCGCUACGAGCAGAUCCAGACCUUCACCGUUGACGGGCUCAACAAGAGCAGUCUCUGCAUCCUCGACUGGGUAACAGAGGGUCGGUCCUCCCGAGGCGAGAGCUGGGAUUUCCAUCUGUGGCGAGGCAAGAAUGAGGUGUGGAUGAAUACCGACGAGGGGAGAGAGACAUCAACAGAAAAGAAGAAGAAGCUUCUCCUCCGCGACUCACUCAUCCUCGACGACGAAGUCGACGUGGACCUCCUCGAAAACGACGCCGGUACAAUCAGCCGCAGUGAUUUGAUCCGGGAACGGACCCGGCCGCACGGUGUUGUGGGCACCUUGAUUCUCUACGGACCUGUUUUUGAAAAACUCGCAUCCUUCAUCAUGGAUCGGUUCACCUCGUUGCCGAGAAUCGGGGCGCGGAAUUGGGCGUCCUCAGCUCCGGCGGUGAUGGAGUCCACGCCGAACUAUGAUUCUCAGGUUACGUUUACGGCGGCGCGUGUGCGAGCCGGGUUCGUGUUGGUGAAGUUUGGCGCGAAGGAGUUUGCUACUGCGAAGGAUUGGUUGGGUGGGAUCCUCCGGGAGGAGGGGACGGUGUUUAGGGAGUUUGGCGAGGAAGCGUUAUUUUGCAUGUGAUUGUGAUUCGUUGUUGCAUCGUUUCCAUGUUGUAUACUCCCAAGGUACCUUGCUCUGCCUACAUACAUACGUACUUGUGCUCCGGCUAGUCAUUUCACUCGAGUGACUGCCUGUUAGCCCCUAUCUCGAUAGAUAUAUGAUACCCACCUCAUACAUACUAUGAAUGAACCAUAAAUGUCA